AGAGACGAGGCGUGCACAUCUGGCUCCGGUGGGGUCGCAGAGUUGCAGGGGAGGGACUUCUUCAGCGUGUGUGUGCGUGUAUAUAUAUAUAUAUGUGUGUGUGUGCGCGCGCGCGUGUGUGUGUGUGUGCGCGCGUGCUGUGUAAUUCGCAGCAGAUGACCACUUGGGGGGAUGGAGGAUGCAUUCGGGUGGUGAGCAGCACCAGAGCACGUUGGACUAAUGAAAUUGCUUUUUUUUUUUUUUUUUUUUUUUUUUGACGCGUGCGGAGCAAAUGCUCCUGAGUUGUGCGCCGCUUUUCGGAUCACGGCGUGAGUCAUGGAGGGGUCGCUCCGCAGCAUGACAGAGGAGCGGGGCGCCUACACCUGAACAGCGAACGUGGAAAUGGAUACCAGCGGCUCCUCCUUGGUGGGAAUAUGCCUUUUCCUGCUGUCGCUCGGUGGGUUUUCAUCUUCCUCCCCGGUGUUGGAUUUUUGUCCCGAGCGCUGCGACUGCGUGCAUGCGCUGCACCUACUGUGCGCCAACCGCGGCUUGCGCGCUGUGCCCAGAGCAGCCGCGCGGGUGUCAGUUGAUGCGCUGAUCUUGAGCCUUGGGGGCAACUUCAUCACGAACAUCUCCGCGUCAGAUUUCGCACGGUACUGUAAGCUCGUAAGGCUGAAUUUGCAGUAUAAUCAAAUAGCAGCCAUUCACCCACAAGCAUUCGAGAAGCUGUCCAGGCUAGAGGAGCUUUACUUGGGGCAUAAUCUUCUAACAGCUUUACCUGCUGGAAGUUUACAAUCUUUGAAUAAACUGUCUACUUUCUAUGGGAAUGACAACGCCAUUAAGAAAGUCCUACCGGAGAACUUCUUGAACUUGGAUAAUCUUGUAAAACUGCGCCUGGAUGGUAACUCAUUAGAGGUUCUGCAGGACUCUGUUUUCACAAAUUUGGCCAACCUUCAGUACCUUCACCUGGAGCACAACAAACUGCAUCACAUCCACAGAAACGCUUUCUUGAAACUGACCAACCUGCGCUUUCUUAACCUGGCCCACAACAAGCUGUCGGCCCUCACUAAUGUUCUGAGUUUCUCUCACCUCAGAUCUCUGACCGUUUUGUUGCUGUCUGAAAAUGAAAUUCGGCACAUCGGAAACCAUGUCUUCCAAAACCUGAAGAAGCUGUCCAAGCUUUCCCUCAGUAACAACAGGAUUUCUGGCGUGGACAGAGACGGACUGAGGGGACUGUCAAGCCUCAGGGAGUUUCUGAUUGAUGGCAAUGAGCUGGAGGAAAUUAAUGCUGGAUGGCUCGACCCUUUGGAGAGGGUUGAGGUGCUGGACUUCAGUCACAACCGGCUUGUCAGUGUGGACCCCUCCGCCUUUUCCAGACUUACAUACUUAAAGGUGUUGAGGUUGAAGAACAACUUUCUCACCAGUCUGUCAGGUGACAUUUUUGCCUUCAACAGCGUUCUUCAGAACAUCGAUCUUCACGGCAACAACUGGACCUGCGACUGUCGCCUUGAGGAUUUGAAAAGAUGGAUGACUGCUGCUCAUUCUCAGCGAAAGCUUUUGUCUGUAUUUGUGCAAUGCCAUUACCCGGAAACUCUGAGGGGGAAAUAUCUGGACUAUGUGAACAGCUCCCAGCUGCAUCCCCUCGGGAACUGGAACCAUUCCUGUAAGAGUGGAUCUGGGCCUGAGGACAGUCAGGGAGGAGGCCUAAGUAAGAAACUGGAUGGGAAAGAUAGAACAAAGUUAGAUCGAGAGGGGAAAGGUGAGGAGAACUGGAUUGAGCUGGGUGACAGAAAUAAAACAGAAUUAGGAGAAAGAGACGGUUUAAGACAGCUUAACAGAGGCGGGAUAGUGACAAGGAGAGAAGGGGAGAAAAGGAAAAGAGGUGGCCAGGAAGAGGUAGAAAUCCAAGGAGACCAAGGAGGUCUGGAGGCAGCAGAACCUUCUAUCCUGAAAGGAAAGCAAACAAAGAAAGAGUCACGACCUGCUACAGAGACAGCUGGUAGACGUACCAAAGGAAGCCAAAGGUCAAAUGUUAUCCCUAAGAUUGAUCCAUUAGUCACGUCCAAACCAAGUCAUCCAACAAACACAUGGCUCACUACCAGUGAGCCUGUCCAGCCAGGAGAAAAGUUUGAUCUCCUGAGGUCAGAUCGAGACGAGGCACUGCCCGUUAUCUCAGAUCCUUGUGUGUUCAACCGACAUUUCAUCACCAAUGUUUCAGUUGAUCAGGUGACAUCUAGCACUGUCACCGUUUACUGGACAAGCAGAGAUAACCAUCGCUACUCUCCAGGACCAAAGCCAGGCCUACACGAAGUUCACUACCGGAUUCUGUUUGACCGGUUCGGCAACCCGGACCGUUUCCCUCGCUACGUCUAUGCCGGAAGAGGUUCUCGCUCUGUGACCCUUCGCGAACUCACCUCGGGAGUGACCUAUGUGGUCUGUGUGGAAGGAGUAGUUGGCGGAUUUGUGUGCCAUGUGGCACCACGUGACCACUGUGCAGGACUGGUCACCCUCCCCGAGGUGGCCAGCCGUCAGAGCAGUACUUCUCUAACGUCUGACCUCCAGCUGGUGACCGUGGUGACACUGGUGGGAAAUGCUUUGCUGCUGCUGGUCAUCAGUGGCAUCUGGCUUGGGCGGAGCCUCAGAAAGAGGCUGCAGAAGAGGAAGUCAGCCGUUCACGUGCGACACAUGUACUCCACGAGGAGACCGUUCCGUCCCACAGUGGCAGCGACCUCCGUCUCCACGGACUUUACCAGCUACCAGAGCAGUCGAUCAGCUCGUCUUGCUCCCCUGGAGGAAGGAGACCUGAUUGAGUUCCCUUGUGAUCGGUUUUUAGACAACUGUGGUGUUCGCAGAGAUGGCAAUAUGCAGAGAUUCUCUGACUAAAACAAAAAUACAUGGAAAUGCACGGUAUAGAAAGAAAUAUUUGAUUUUGACCAAGUUGAAUUCUUUGGAAAAACCCCAAAACAAAACAAAACAAAACUGUUUUUUACUGUAUACACCCUGCAAAACCAGACCAGGAACAUUUGUUUUUGGUUGACUCUAUUUACUGAGAACAAUUUCCUUCAGCUGUAACACAGCUAAGCUCAUAAUGAUCAUUUCAGACUCCAAAGGAAGUCCAUUUUUUUCAGACUUCCUUUUUCCUUAAUGAGGCCUUUUCCUCUGUCAUUUCCUUGCACCUGAGAAUGUCUCAACAUAUGUGAUUUUUUUUAUGAGUGGAUGUGUGCACAUAUUGGAUGUUGUACCACUGAUUUCAGCGAUGGUGCUAGUACCCAGUUCACAGACAUGAUAUUGUCUAAUAUUUGUACAGUGUGUGAUGAGGGCUGCUGGUUGGCAGAGAAACACCUACUGUUUGUAUUAUGUUUUAUACGUUUUGUAAAAACAACUAUGUCAUUUCAUAUUAUGCAGAAAACAAAACAAAAAAAAGCACAAGGAAAUCAGUAUGCACACUGGAUUUCCUGUGUGGACAAGUGCGUACACCUCCAGAUUGCGCAUAAACUAGUUGCUGGGAGCAAAUGUCUCCAACAAUAUGCCUAAAUUGCAAUGGAAGCAUUUGUGGACAAUUUAAUUAUGUAUGAUAUAUUUUGUGUCUAUAUGUAUUGAUUUAUUUGGCAAAGCAAAAGAAGUGUAAAUUUCUAUACCCACAUGGGACAGGUGAAACACAUGUUGGAAGAGGACAGGUUUGAUAUCUGGACUCUGUGGUCUCUUUUUUUUAUUUUUCAUGUAAUGCCAUACUGUAACCUUUAGGCAAUCAAAGUCCAUUCAUGUUGACGAUACUGCUGAAAACUAUUAAUAUUUUAAACAUCUGUCACUCAGAGCUUAAAUGUAGACUACCGUUUGUAUUUCAGAAGGUGGAACAAUAAAUCUAAAGGUUUAAAGGAAAA
Messenger RNA from Xiphophorus maculatus (southern platyfish), 3860 nucleotides. It is a transcript of the gene tril, whose product is annotated as TLR4 interactor with leucine rich repeats. The transcript has a single exon. Lineage: Eukaryota; Metazoa; Chordata; Actinopteri; Cyprinodontiformes; Poeciliidae. Gene Ontology annotation, molecular function: protein binding. The coding region runs from base 382 to 2862 and encodes 826 amino acids. The record is from RefSeq and is a predicted model, not a curated record.